AUGAGCGAUAAGCUCAUGAAGAACAAGUUGCGCUCCAUCUCCUCGAGCGCAAUCAAGUGGAAACUUGGCAAGAAAAAUCAGUGCCAUCACUGGUUGAUGAUGAUGGCAAUUUGGAAGAGGAGAUGGAUGAGUGAGCCAUUCCUCAACGAGGAAGUUAUCAGUGUGGCACCACCGGCAACAGUCUCGGAUCGCAGAGAAGAAACAGUUCGUGAAAUCGAGCUGCGAUCUCGGACUAUAAGAGUCCCAAUGCUGGAGCAGGACAGAAACAACGAAGUACCAGCAGGCCCGGUAGCCUUCCAAGUGCCAUCAAUGGAGGCUUUACCGGCACAUUACCGACGAGCGCUGGCUGCUCCAGAAAUCGACCCAUACACGGUGACAAGGAAGGUUGAUGGGUCAACUGCAAACGAUUUUUGUCAAAAAUGCGACCAUUUUGUUAAAAUGCCGCAUGCAGCCUCUACUGAAGUGAUCGAGGCUGUUAUGGAGUUUCAUUCUAUGGAAUGGCGCACUGUGAUUUUUACCCAUAACCGUUGGCAAAAGUCAUCUAAUGCAGUUUCCGCCGUUUCCACCUCGCUCUCGCUUCGAAAUCUCAUCCGUGCGUAA
This is a messenger RNA of Brugia malayi, 600 nucleotides long. RefSeq lists its product as uncharacterized. The coding region runs from base 1 to 600 and encodes 199 amino acids. The record is from RefSeq and is a predicted model, not a curated record. The transcript is spliced from 4 exons. NCBI's taxonomy places the organism in Eukaryota, Metazoa, Nematoda, Chromadorea, Rhabditida, Onchocercidae.